GUUAAUAAAACACCGCCCCCCAGCCAAACGCUAGUGUGUGGUUUAUCACUGUCUGUGACACGGGAAUGUCCUUUCCUGACGCCUUGGAUGCCGACGGUAAGACAAUAAAACUUCAGUGAGGCAUUGGAUCAAUGUGGAGUACAAGUUCAGGAGUGAAUGAGGGCAGACAGCUCCUCAGCAAGCCCUGAGCUGGCUGACCUCAGAACAGAAAGAACGCCUUUUUGUAGCUGAACAAAAGUCAAGGAGCUUGGAUUUCUGAUUCCUGAGAUGUCCAUGAAACGAGCAGACGGGAUGUCCAUCGCUCAGGCUUUGGCCAUGACUGUAGCAGAGAUACCGGUGUUUCUCUAUUCCACCUUUGGACAGUCUAUAUUUUCUCAGCUACGGCUUACUCCAAGCCUAAAGAAGGUGCUGUUUGCCACAGCGCUGGGCAGUGUGGCACUGGCUUUGACAGCUCAUCAGUUGAAGAGGCGAGGGAGAAAAAGAAAACAGACAACUCGGGGGAAGGAUGGCCAGAAGACUGUAGGAAUUCCUGAGGUGCUGAUUAAAACAGGAAGGCCUUCAUCACUAAAGAGAGGGCCACUCACAGGGCGACAGAUGAUGAGUCCUAGCACUCGGAGCAAUGACACCAUGAGUGGGAUUUCUUCCCUGGCACCGAGUAAACAUUCAAGUUCCUCACACAGCCUGGCAUCUAUGCGGGUUCCAAGCUCUCCAAAUCAGUCUGCAAAUCCAUCUACACCCUGGGAGGCAGAACCGGUCGUAGAAGAGUCGGGGGCUGUAGAAGACGCAAAUGCAGAGAAUCUUUAUCUAAUGGGGAUGGAGCUGUUUGAGGAAGCUUUGCAAAAAUGGGAACAGGCUCUGAACAUACGGCACCACACUCACUCGUCCUCCAGCAACAGCCUUGCAUUGCAGGGGCAAUGUGUGCAGAUGUUUCCAAGGUAACUGUUGUAUAAACAUCUCAGAUCCCUUGUAUUGUUUUUCCCUCUUCGCUUAUAGGUUGAAGACCGUAAUAAAGUCUUUGCUGAGAAGUUAGAAACCCUACUGCACAGGGCAUAUCAUCUACAGGAGGAUUUUGGCAGUAGCAUCCCAACAGACAGCGUACUGGCAGACUUUGAAAGUGAAGGAACCCUUAUCCUGCCUCAAGUGGAGAGUUUCCACAGACUGCAAGAUGAUGAUGCUACUACUGUUACCUCUGACGACUCCUUCUUCUCGGCUGCAGAGUUGUUUGAUGCCAUGACUCUAGAUGAGGUCUACCAGCCACUGAGGCCGGCAGCGCUUUAUGAGGAGGCCUUGGCUCUAGUGCAUGAGAGUAAAGUAGCCUACAGGUCUCUAAGGACUGAAUUACUUGAAUGUUAUAGUGACCAAGAUUUCCUUGCCAAGCUUCACUGUGUGAGACAAGCAUUCCAGGUUCUGUUAUUGGAUGAAACUCACCGUACAUUCUUCAUGGAGACUGGAAAGCAGAUGAUUGCUGGGUUGAUGGUCAAAGCAAACAAGAGUCCAAAAGCCUUCCUAGAGAGUUAUGAGGACAUGCUGCUGUACACUCAGAGAGAGGAAACCUGGCCCAUCACUAAGAUGGAGCUGGACGGCCGAGGGGUGGUGUGCAUGAACUUCUUUGACAUAGUCUUGGACUUUAUCCUGAUGGAUGCAUUUGAAGACCUGGAGAGCCCCCCAUCCUCUGUGGUAGCUGUGUUAAGGAACCGCUGGUUGUCUGACAGCUUUAAAGAGACGGCUCUGGCCACUGCGUGUUGGUCUGUCUUAAAAGCCAAGAGGCGUCUUCUCAUGGUCCCUGAUGGUUUUAUCUCCCACUUCUAUGCCAUAUCAGAACAUGUGAGCCCAGUUUGCUUUGGGUUUUUAGGACCGAGGCAGCACUUAAGUGAAGUGUGCACUAUCUUCAAGCAACAAAUCGUUCAGUACCUUAAGGAUAUUGAUCAUGACAAAGUCCGCUUCACCUCUACUCAGUGUCUGGCUGAGGACAUCCUGAACCUGUCCCACCGCCGCAGUGAGAUUCUGCUGGGGUAUCUGGGAAUCGAUGGUCUUCUAGAGCUUAACGGAGCCCUGCCCAGAGACACAGAGGGAUCCUCAGGGCUCCACUAGGAUGACUGGUGUCCACAUGGCCAGUUGUUUGGGCUCGUGCAAACUGAAAACAUGGGUGGGGGGUGACAAGAAGGCGGGGAAAGGCACGGAUGUUGCAGCAGUAGCAUCCUUUUAUGAACGGAGUGAACCAUGUUCCUGUGGCACACAGAGUACCAGCAUCAAUCCUUCAUCUGUCAUCUGCUGUUUCCAAGGAUAACGUAUUUUCAUCAGACCCACAGUGUCACUGGUAAAGGAGACAAACUCUCAGAUAACACCCCUCGCUUGCUCUCUUAUUAUUGGCUGCUGCGUUGAGAGCGCCUAUUGUAUUUGUGUAAUUUCAGGCGUGUUGGGACUUGUCUGUCUUGCUGGUUAACACUGAUACUUCUUAAAAUCAUACCUAUCGUACACUGACAGAUCACUGGGCUUUCUACGCUAAACACCACAUUAGUCGAGUUGCCUCAGAAUCAGAACCUUCCAUUUAUCACCUCUGCAACCCGGUUGAAUACCACAGUCUUCAUUAUUCUGAGUGUGGAGGUGAUAUUUGUGCAUUUGUAUAUUUUAUAUGAAAGGGGGAAGGAUAUUUAUUAAAUUCAUUAUCAUUUUUGUGAGUGUUGGCCAACUGAAGACUUUUGGUGCUCGAUGAAGGAAAUUAUGUAUUUGACUGGCGAUUUUAAUUCUGAUUUUGAUUUAACUAUUCAGUGUGUAAUAUUUAGGAGGAUCUAGUUGCAGAAAUUGAAAAUAAUACUCAUAAAUAUGUUUUUAUUAGUGUAUAAUCACUUGAAAAUAAGAACUGCUGAGAAUGAGCUGUUGAUAUUCACUUUUCAUGGAGUCCUCAAUGUACUGUUUCUUCAGCAGCUCAUAAUUCCUCUUCAUCUUAACAUUUUCCAGCAGGUGUGAUCGUGUAUUAAGGUGCAUUACUCUCACCUAAUAUGAGUGUGGACCAGAGUCAAUAACCCCUUAAGUCACUUUCACUUUGGAAAAUGUUUAAAGAAACAGCAGCACUUUUUUUCACUUAACUUGAGGUGGUUUUUGCCUUUAUUUUCAUGAAAGUAAAUGCACAUAGAGGAAAUUGAAACACUUUUUUUUCUGAUGAAUUCUGAUGUAGCAAACAACUCAAGUGAUUGACCAGCUGACUGAUCAACUGUUUGCUACAUCAUCCCAGGUAGUCUGGAAAAAGUGGAAAACAUGUCAUGUGGGACUGAUGAAGAAACCAAAUUAUUCCAGCAUUCAUGGAAAAGGGGCAUCAUAGCUAUUUUAGACAGAAAACAACUAAAUGUUCUGUCUCCACUGUCUAUUAGAUCCAAGUGUGAUAUAAACCAACAGUGCCACCUGCUGGUGACACAUCAGCCUACUUGGCUCUCAAACCAGGUUAUAGUAAUGCAUUAUUUCCAUUUUUAGUUUUUGCAACUUUUCAAAACUUUAGUAGAUGAGUGAUUUGUCUCUAUAGAACAGGGUAUGUAUAGAUGUAAUCUUCAGUUUUACCACUAGAUGCCACUAAAUAUCACACUGAAUCUUUCAUCAGGCAGUUCAAGGGUUAUAAUUCCCAUUCCUCUGAUCCUCAAACUACAGUUACUGCCCCUUUCUUGAUUUUUUUUUUUUUUUAACUUGAAUUGCAAAGCGUUUGCUCACUUCAGUGUUAAAACAUCUUCACAGAGAUGACAGUAAUACAAGUUCUAGACUCAUCCACAGUUAUAAAAGCCGUGACAAUGAGUAUAUAAUGGGUAACGCAUUACCCUGUGAGGCUUUAAACAGCAAAUACCAUUCUUACAGUGCUGUUUCAGCCCAGUUGCUUUAAUUUUUUAAUCACAUUAUACAACUUUAUAAGACUUGAUUCAAAUAUUAGAGUAAAUCUUUUAGGCAGAAUAAUCUAAAUACAGACUACUAAGUCUGCUCGCACUCUAUACCCAGUGACUUCUAGAGCAUCAGUGGGUAUAACGGGAUAUAAGACAAUGCUUUCUGUUGAGUUUCUGUUCAUUUUCUUUGAUUAUGGACACAUGGGCAUUUUUCAUCACAGUACUGACAGAAUUGAAGAGCGUCCCAACAGUAACUGAAACGGUGCCAUGUAGUCAUAGCAAGGAUGUUUUUUUUUUUUUUUUCAUUUUUCUGAUUACAUGAAGUGCUAUUGUGAGGUGGGACACUGUACAGCCAGACUGUAACUUGCGUAGUAAGUGCACUGAUUACCUCUGAGCCAAGAUAAGUGGAGUUUUGUUCAUUUGUUUUCUCGGCAGCAUAAACAAAGAUGACUACUGUACAGGCGUAUUUUAAGCGAUACAGGAAAUGUCCAAAGUGGAUCGUCUUAAUGAAAUAAGGAAUAUUUGUCCUUGACAAAAGCAGACGUUAAUACUAUAUGUAUGUGCAGUUCAAGGCAUUUUGAAUCUAGUCGCUGUGCAUGCAAACAGACAGAGGACUGCUUUUUGUUACCCAGAAUCCUACAGAUGUGUUCUGUGAUCUUGAUAGGCUUGCUCAUGUUACAACACGUCUCUGACAUGCAGAACAUUUAUUUAUUUCUCUUUCUUUUUCUUUUUGUUUUUGGCGCUAUAGGAAUAUUUUUGUCAAAGAUGAUCCAAGUCCAACAGUAAAAAAAAAAACAAAAAGAAAAGGGCCUUUACAGAAACUACCAAUGUGCAGCUUUAUUUUUUUAAGCAAUUUGCACUUUAUCAGAAACUACAGAUACAGGAAUGUCCCAGACCCCUUUCUUUUCUUCUCUUUCUUUUUUUUAAAUAAGCCAUUUGACUGUACAAUCACUGUUAUCAUUAUUUGACUGAUGUAUUAUUCAUAGUAGAGAACUUUAAAAAAUGUACAGAAGAGAAACUUAUCUUUCCCAGAUCACUAUAAUACUUAAAUAGUUUUAUUCUGAUAACUAUCACAGGUCUUUGUUAUAUCCGUCAUCAUUUCAGGUUCAAAUGUAAUGUUACUGCUUUGUGGUCCAACCCCGAUGAACUGCUUUUAAUCCUUUUUCACCUGUGUUUUAGUCCUGUUAGUGUAGAGCUUCAAGCAUAUAUGCAACAGUAUGUGUCUUGCAGGUUGAUGCAACUAUUUCUAAUAGCAAAAUGCUGAUAAUAGUUAAUCUUGAGUUUUAAAUUGGUCUGCUUUUGUAUGUAUGAUGUCCUGUGAUCAGAAAAAGGAACUCCCUCCAUCAGACUUUGCAUCACUGCAUGUUUAAAAGUGUAGAUUCUCUGAAAAGCAUCAAACAAUAUAGCCCUAAAGCAUUUAGACGCAAGCUCAGCCCCAGCUAGAAUCUAAAUAAAUCCCAAUUAGAAACACUUUUAAAGGAAAUAUUUCGGGAUUUAAUCAUUUCAACCUGUAUGUUAUCAAGGCAUUGACUCUCUUUCUUAGCGUAAUUUCAAUAGGUUAGAGUUUUUCAGGGAUCUCAGAUGGCCAAAAUGAAGAAAGGAUUUUUUGUGAAGGUUUUUUGCUGUACAUUACAAGUGUCCUACUCAUGCCUUUUGUCUCUUUUCUAUUGUGGAUUUAUGCCAGCACAAACUGUACGAUGAUUUGAUUUUUCCAUAUAAAAUGUUAUUUUUUGUUAUUAAAAUCUGUUCAUUAUGCCUUUUCCCAAAUCA
Molecule: messenger RNA, 5633 nt
Organism: Sphaeramia orbicularis (orbiculate cardinalfish)
Lineage: Eukaryota; Metazoa; Chordata; Actinopteri; Kurtiformes; Apogonidae
Product: mitoguardin 2-like
Biological process (GO): mitochondrial fusion
Source: RefSeq, a predicted model, not a curated record